This is a messenger RNA of Esox lucius (northern pike), 5277 nucleotides long. RefSeq names its product PHD finger protein 20 like 1 (gene phf20l1). Gene Ontology annotation, biological process: regulation of transcription by RNA polymerase II. The transcript is spliced from 28 exons. NCBI's taxonomy places the organism in Eukaryota, Metazoa, Chordata, Actinopteri, Esociformes, Esocidae. The record is from RefSeq and is a predicted model, not a curated record. Gene Ontology annotation, cellular component: NSL complex. The coding region runs from base 158 to 3751 and encodes 1197 amino acids.
GCCCCCUAUUUAGGUUAGGGUAAAAAAUAAAAAAAAUAUCUGAGCCGAAGAAUGGAAAGAGGGCUGAGUUUAUAACAAUAACUAUCCUUAACCAAAUGUGUUCGCAAAGCUGCCUCAGACAGACAGAUCAGAGUCUUGAAACAUAGACAUUGUGAAGAUGAGUAAAAAACCACCUAAUCGUCCAGGAAUUACCUUUGAAGUUGGUGCUAGAAUUGAAGCUCAAGACUAUCUGCAGAAAUGGUAUUCGUCUCGGAUUGAGGAAAUUGAUUACGAUGAAGGAAAGAUGCUCGUCCACUUUGAUCGGUGGAGCCAUCGGUAUGACGAGUGGAUUGCGUGGGACAGCACUAGACUGCGGUCUCUUGAAAGGCCAUCGCUCCGCAAAGAGGGACUGAAGGAGGAAGAGGGGGAGAUGACUGAGAGACUCAGCGAGAUGUCAGCAUCUCGCCUUGAUGAGCUUCCUGGCUGUACAGAGAGCACAGAGGACCAAACAGAGUUACCGCAGCCGAGACAAGAAUUGAGAGACGGCGAAGAGGUGCUUGCUCGAUGGACAGAUUGUCGAUACUAUCCUGCAAAGAUCGAAUCUGUAAACAAAGAGGGUACCUACACUGUGCAGUUCUACGACGGGGUUAUUCGAUGUGUGAAAAGAAUUCAUAUCAAAUCCAUGCCGGAUGAUGCAAAAGGACAGAAGGACUGGAUAGCCCUGGUGAAAGCUGCUUCAGCUGCCGCCAACAGCAAAGGAAACAACAAGCCUCGUACCAGUGCCAAUAGCAACAAGGAGAGGGAUGAAGCUCCCAGGGGACGAUCGGACGAUGAAGAGGAUGCCGACGAAGAGCCCGACAAUGGAGAGCAAUCUGACUCGGACAGACUGGAUGGCAUGGAUUCCGAUGAUGAUGAGAAAGACGCUAAGGUCUCUUCGGAGCAGCGAGACGUUCUGAGGUCCAGCCGCAAGAGAAGCAGACAAGAGAUCUCGUUACGUAACCACAAGAGGGCCCGGGCCUCUAAAACCACAGGGUCUAAUCAAGAUGAUUCUCACUGUCAGGAGGUGCAGACUGACAGCCCCGUAGUGUCCCAACAGCAGAAGGUGCCCGCGGCAGCAGAUGAGUCCAUGCAGGGACAGUCCCAGGGACAGCCUGGGUCCUUUGUAACUGGAUCGCCAGCCAAGUGUCGAAACAGGCGCCUGAAACACCCCUCAGGAGAGUCCAGCAGCAGUCAGAACCAGAAGCAGUCCUCCAGGCAGCCCAGCUUUGUCGCCACGCUGUCCACUGGGGAGGACACCAUGUCAGCUCCAGAGUCCAUGCUGAGUCCCUCGGCCAGCCCCAGACACAGCUGUCCCGACGUGGCUCCCUCAGGGCACGGCGAAGCGGUUCCUCCGGCGUCCCCCAGGAGCCCCGAGCGGAACCAGAGAAGGAGGCGUUCCCAGCGCCUAGCAACGGUCAGCUCUGACGUGACCUCGGACCCCACUGUGACCGCGAGCCCCGCCCACUGCCCUGACUCCUCCCCCCACGGUCACGGCAAUGAUCAGAACAACCCUCCCACAGAGCCCUCCCCCACAGAAGACCGAGUGGCGAGCUCUUCAGAGAGGGUGGAGUCGUCGACCCUUCACAAUUACUGUGCUGCCGUGACGCCACCCACGCCCCCAUCCUCUGCCUCCAUCCUCACGACGUCCCAUCCGCCAAUCACACACGCAGACCAGACGACUGAUGGACCACUAGCCAAUGUAACGCCGGCGGGAGACAAACUCCCGCCCUUAGCCGCAGCCCCUGGUGUGAGAACUGCCACAAGGACCUCGAAGUUGAACAAGCACACCAGGGAGCCUAUCAUGAACACUAAGCGUUCUGAAGACCCAACGUCUCCCAGUGACCUGGACCACUACAAGUGUAAGAUCCUCGGGUGUGCCAAGGCCUUCCGCAAAGCCAAGCUGUUGGACUACCACCUCAAGUAUUACCACAACGCCGACAAAGACCUCCAGGACUCUGAGCCAACGGUCUCCCCAGACAGAGGGGGCCGUACCCGGGCCACCUCCGCCUCCAUGCCCAACACCACCCAUCUGGAGGUGCCUGACAGUGCAAAGAGACGUAGGACUGUCUCCACCUCCUCGUCAAUGUCCCCUCAGACCCAUGUGUUCCAGCUGGACUGCGCUGGGCCUCCCAGAUUCAACAGGAAGAAGCGCUCAUCUGCCUCCAUAAGCUCCGACAGCACGGAGCUGUCUCUGCCUCCGCCGUCUCGGGACUUCGAGGCCCUGCACGACAAGAUCCUGAAGAAGGUGAUCGACAAAGACAAGCACUUGGAACCAGGGUUGGUCAAGAUGGAGAAGAAGGUGAAACUGGAGGGGAAAUGCCUGAUUGGGAAGAAGAAAGACAAGGACAAAGAGCGGAGGGACAGAAAAGACAAGGACCCCUUUAAAAUCAAACAGAAGAAGAAAAAGAAGAAGAAAAAAUCGAAGCAGCACUGUUAUUCUGACUACGAUAACGUGACCCUGUCGUUUCUGGAGCGUUCUCAGUCGUCUCCUCUCCAUCGCGCGUCCGCCUUCACCUUCCUCCCCUCCUCCUCUGCCACCUCCUCUUCCCAGCGCUAUCAGUACCCCCGGGCCAUACUCUCAGUCGACCUCACCGGAGAGAACCUGUCCGACAUUGACUUUCUGGAGGACUCUACGACGGAGAGCCUGCUACUGAGUGGAGAUGAGUACAACCAGGAGUUUGACUCCCUGACCAUGGAGGACUUCCAGGAGGAGGACGACGGCUCCCAGGAGAUCGUCCGCUGCAUCUGUGAGAUGGACGAGGAGAACGGCUUCAUGAUCCAGUGUGAGGAGUGCAUGUGUUGGCAGCACAGUGUCUGCAUGGGCCUCCUGGAGGACAGCAUCCCGGACCAGUACAUCUGUUACAUCUGCAGAGACCCCCCAGGUCAGAGGUGGAGCGCUAAGUAUCUCCACGACAGGGAGUGGCUGAACAAGGGUCACAUGUACGGCCUGUCCUUCGUCACCGAGAACUACUCCCAGCAGAACUCUGAGAAGAUCGUCUCCACCCAUCAGCUGUUGGCUGACGUCUUCAGUGUUAACAAGAUACUGAACGGUCUGCAGCUCAAGAUGGACAUCCUACAGAACAAACACAAUCCCAAUCUGCACUUCUGGGCCCGGUCCUGGGUGAACUCCGACGAGGACCAGCCUAUGGGGGGUCUUCCAGACUGCAUCCGCUUCACGGAUCACCUGGAUGACGUCUCUUUGGACAACCACAACUCGUCCAACCCAGACACGUACAUCACCAGCGAACACAGCUACCAGAAACCUCCUUGUCUGGGGCAGCUGGAUCACUGGUCGGCCGCAGACCGCGCUGCUCCAGACCUCCACGGCUCCACCAGGCCGGAGGGAGGCGCGGGGACGGAACCGCUGGGGGCUAACGUUAAUCAAGCCUCCGACUCGAUACAGUUUACCCCCAUGGAGGAGGAGAAGGAGACUGCCCUGGCUGUGUCCGGCUGCCUGAACGAGAGUGGCCCAGACGCUGUGGAACAUGCUAGGAAUUGCCUGCAGUGGCAGAUGAACCUUCUCACGCACAUCGAAGACGUUCAGAACCAGGUGGCCGGCAGGAUGGACCUUAUAGAGAAAGAGCUUGAUGUGUUGGAGAGCUGGCUGGACUUCACUGGGGAGUUGGAGCCUCCUGACCCACUGGCCCGACUGCCUCAGCUGAAACACCGGAUCAAGCAGCUCCUUACGGACCUGAGCAAGGUGCAGCAGAUGAGUGCCCUGUGUUCUGUCUGAGUCCCGCACCCCGGAUCUGGCCAGAACCUGUUGCGGUUUUGUGUGGUAGCUGCCCUAGGCGUCUGGCUGCGGUAUGGUUGAGGGUGCUGUUCCUCGGUCCCACCGAGCACACAGCCUAUUGGGGUCCCUGAACUGUCCGACGGGGUACCUCUGGGCUGAAUGUGGACUUGGGACCUCAGAUAAAUCGGAAGACAGAUGUGUGAAGGAAGACUUAAUCAAAAACUGAAAAAAAGUUGAGUCCAGUGGACUCGUGGUGGAAGAAAGACGAGUGUUUUAGUAACAGAAAAGUGGGAGUUGAAGACGUAGGACCUGUGGAUUAAAGGUGAAGGUUGACUAAGCUGUUGGCUGGAAAGGCCCUGGUCGGUUCGGUCACUUUAGCUAAGCAUCUCUGUUGAAUUCCGCGUCACGUUUAAUCUACGUCUUCAACAGUAGCCUUGUUGUUUUCUUAACCUGAUGGGAGAAAUGACCAUGGAUUCAAAAUACAUUCUAUGACACAGUUGCCAUUCAGGUCAGUUAAUGGAUGAAAUUACAACAUCAUGGGUCCAUUCCAAAUGGCUGGCUUUUAUUUUCACUGGGGCCCCUAGAGCUCUGGUGAACAGUAGUGCACUUUGCAGAGAACAGGGUGUCAUUGGAGACGCACGCCUGCCUUAGAAGCAGAGCCACCUCACCAAGGUGAACACUAGAUGAUAUUAAAGCCAUCUUACACCAGUCAUACCCUAUUUAAUUUUGUUCUGAGUGUGUUUUGAAAUGGCUUGUGAUGUUUUAAAUAUCACUGGGUUCCCCUUCACGCUAUAUACAGAUGAGUUGAUGAAAAAAAUAAUAUUUCCAGCUCUUAAGCUACAAGUUAAUUUCAGAUUUUUUUUGCCACCAAUUACCAACAGUAAACUGUAAACCGUUCUCUUUUGUGCCAAGUCAAAGUAUGACCCAACCCAUGUUUACAAUGUUGUCAUAAUCACAGAGUCAAUGGAAACAGGAGAAACUAUAAGGAUAUAUCUGAUGUAUGUAAUACGCCCGUCUACGCACAGACAGUCUCUUCAUCGCCACCGUGGAACGGCUUGAUGGCUGGGGCGACCCAAAUGGCUCCCUAUUCCUUACACUGAAAAUGGACUGGGGUGCCGUUCGGGACCCAUGCCGUCUUUGCAGUUCUGGCCCCAGUAUGGUUGCUAUGACGCACAGCGUGACAAUGUCUUCUAGGCGGACAUGUUUGAGUUACUCCACAGUAAGCUGAUUGCAAGCUCUCCAUGUGUCUAAAAAAAAAAAAACGAUGUAUGUAUAGUUUUUAUAACUGUAAAGACGGGGGAAAAUAUUAGGCAUAUAUGGACAAAAUAUACUUGAAGAAAAAUGCCUGUUUUAUUUAGCAUUUCUAUUAACCUGUAUAAAGUGUUUUAGAACUGCUAGGGUAUACAACGAAGUAGAUUUUUAUUGACAAAUACCAGCUGUACAUUAAGAGUUUAUUUAAGACUGUUCUUUAUGUGAUUUACUAAAUGUACAACUCCAUUAAAGAAGAUAUUCUGGCUAUUUACCCA